This is a messenger RNA of Ambispora leptoticha, 1293 nucleotides long. The record is from the annotation of a GenBank genome assembly. NCBI's taxonomy places the organism in Eukaryota, Fungi, Glomeromycota, Glomeromycetes, Archaeosporales, Ambisporaceae.
AUGUGCACUUCUAAUUAUCUACCGAGACUUUGUCAUCGUCUUGGGAAACCAUCAUUAAUAAAAAACUCGAAUCCAUUUAUAUUGAGCAAUCAUUUCUCAUCAACAACCACAACAUCAAAUAGGUUAAAAAAUGGGAUAGAAAGAUGUAGAUAUGUGGCCUAUUUACGGCGUUCCGAUAAUCCAGCUCUUCGAAUUAGUCGAAUGCCUCCUGCUCAAACGAAAUAUAAACCGCCAUCAGCAGCGAACAAUUCUAAAGAUACAUCAAUCACUAUCCCAGAGCAUCCAGAUAGUGUUUUAUCAUAUGAGAAAAUGCCUACGGGACUUUCUUCAAUCCUUAAUAAUUCAGCAUUAGUGGUCGUAAGACAAUUAGAAAUGUUGAAUAUCUUCUUGGGCUUCGAGCAAGCAAAUAAAUAUGCUCUUCUCGAUCCGGGGGGUAAUUCAGUAGGAUUUAUUGCUGAAGAAGAGCAAUCUUUUACUUCGACGCUUUUCCGCCAAUUAUUUAGAACUCAUCGACCAUUUCGUGCAGUGAUCAUGGAUACCCAAGGAAAUGUGGUGUUAAAGAUUCGACGACCUUUUGCUUGGAUUAAUUCUAGAAUUUUUAUAAGUACGGGUGAGGAAGAGCCAAUUGGCGAGGUUCAACAGCAGUGGCAUCUUUGGCGUAGACGAUAUAAUUUAUUUGUUGGACGGACACAAUUCGCAAGAAUUGAUGCACCAAUAUUGUCAUGGAAUUUCAAUUUGGAGGAUGAACAUGGUGGAAUUCUAGGGAAUGUGAAUCGAAAUUUUACUGGAUUCGGAAGAGAGAUUUUCACUGAUACAGGUCAAUACGUAAUUCGAAUGGAUGCAGCAGAAGGACACGUUCGAGGAAUGACAUUAGAUGAACGAGCUGUUACAAUAGCCGCAGCUAUUUCAAUUGAUUUCGAUUAUUUUUCUAUUCAUUCUGAACACGGACACUUCCUUCCAUUCUACAUUCCUUUUGGUGGAAAUGAUGAAUUAGUAGAGGAUACCGACAAUAUUAUUGCUAUUGGAAAUUAUAAUGAUCUUGUUCCUCGUCAAGAAACUCCAUCUGAUACUUUUAUUACUCCUAAUGAGUCGCCUUUAUUCCGAAAAAGAGAACAAGAGGUUACCAAGCUAGGGUUAAUUGGUCCAUCCGGUCUAACGAUUGAUGGUCUUUGGAAAAAAUUGAAGUACCCAGACUUUAAUGUUCGACUCAGUCCAGCCCCAAACGAUUUAAUGUUUAGCCUAUAUAAUAAUAUUUUAUUUAAUAACAAAGAAGCUUCAAUAAACCAUUAUUGA